Molecule: messenger RNA, 679 nt
Organism: Sclerotinia trifoliorum
Lineage: Eukaryota; Fungi; Ascomycota; Leotiomycetes; Helotiales; Sclerotiniaceae
Source: the annotation of a GenBank genome assembly
CCAUUUAUCAAUCUUCUCCUCACUGAUCUAUUAUCAAAUAUUAAUCAUCUCCUCUCAGGCUCUCACACCAAUAUAGGACUUGCUCCCUACUUACUAAAACCAUAUAUACAUAUAUAUAACCUUAACCAAAAAAAUAAAAAGAAUGGGCAACACAUCAUCGCACCAACCUCUUUCCUCUUCAACUACCACACCCACUCCCACAUCCCAAACUUCCUCUUCUAAUUCCUCUAAUAAAUCCCCUAAACACUUUCAUAUCCAUUCUAAUCCUUUUUCUCAACAUUUUUACACUGCUGAUCGACGGGCUUCGUCAAUUGAUGAGCAUGACAGUGAGCAUGGUGCUCUUUUGAGAGAUGAUGGGGAUAUUGAGGGGGAGGAGGAGGAUGAUGGUACAUAUUUACUACGGAGGGGAAGUCUUGAGUCUAGGGAUGAAUGGUUAGCGAGGAAACGGAUUAUUGCUUCGAGGGUUAGGGGGGGUAGUGAAAGUGGAAGUGAUGGUAGGGUUAAAAUGUGGAAGGGUUGUAGUGCAGGUGAUGACGGGAAAGGUCAGUUUUGAAUGGGUUUGCUUGGAUUUAUAAUGAUGGAUGGUGUUCUUAGCUUGUUUCUUCAAAGUAGGAUGAGCUGUAUUUGGGAACCUUCUUUCGUUUUAGAUGAUUUACGGUUUUCUACCCGUUUGUUUUUG